CGUCCAUCUCUAUCACCCAAACAGCUGCAGUCGCAACAUCGAGAAACGAGAAAAGAAAUCCGAAAAACUUUCGCAAAAUGAGCCUGCAAAAUGUGUGCCGCAAGGGCAAUGCCUUCAACCUGUUGAACGUCUCUAGAAAAGUUCAAUGUCGCGCUUUGUCGGCCGCUGUGGCAAGUCCACAGCCCAAGCAGAAAAACACCCAGAACAUAGUUUUGGUUGAUGGAGUUCGCACACCUUUCCUGACCUCCGGAACCUCAUAUUCCAAGCUGAUGCCCCACGAACUGGCCAGGCACUCGCUUUUGUCGCUUUUGCAAAAGAAUCGUCUGGACAAGGAGCUUAUCGACUAUAUUGUGUAUGGCAGCGUUAUCCAGGAGGUCAAGACCUCGAAUAUUGCCAGGGAGGCUGCUCUGGCAGCUGGUUUCAGCAACAAGACUCCCGCCCACACUGUGACCAUGGCAUGCAUCAGUUCCAAUGCGGCCAUCACCACGGGCAUGGGUCUGAUUGCCACCAAUACCUACGAUGUGAUAGUGGCCGGCGGCGUGGAGUUCAUGUCCGAUGUGCCCAUCCGUCACUCACGCAAGAUGCGCUCUCUGCUCUUAAGGGCAAACAAGGCCAAGACUCUGGGCCAACGAUUGUCCCUGCUCUCGACCUUCAGGCCAGACUUCUUGGCCCCCGAACUGCCCGCCGUGGCUGAGUUCUCUUCCGGCGAGACCAUGGGCCACUCGGCCGACCGCCUGGCCUCCGCCUUUAACGUUUCCCGCAGCGAACAGGAUGAGUACGCCCUGCGCUCCCACACGCUGGCCAAGGAGGCCCAGGAGAAGGGCUACUUCACCGAUCUGGUGCCCUUCAAGGUGUCUGGCGUGGACCAGAUAGUGGACAAGGACAACGGCAUCCGCGUGUCCAGCCCCGAGAGCCUGGCCAAGCUGAGGCCCGCCUUUGUAAAGCCCUACGGCACUGUGACGGCGGCCAACGCCUCUUUCCUCACCGAUGGCGCCUCCGCCUGCUUGGUCAUGACCGAGGAGAAGGCCAAGCAGCUGGGCCUGAAGCCCAAGGCUUUUCUGCGCGACUUCCUGUACGUCUCGCAGGAUCCCGUCAACCAGCUGCUGCUGGGACCUGCCUAUGGAAUCCCCAAGCUGCUCAAGAAGUCUGGUCUCACCCUGAAGGACAUUGACUCCUGGGAGAUUCACGAGGCCUUCGCCGGACAGAUCGUGGCCAAUUUGAAGGCCCUGGACUCCGACUGGUUCUGCAAGACGUACUUGGGUCUGAGCGAGAAGGUCGGCAGCCCCGAUCUGUCCAAGUGGAACAACUGGGGCGGCUCCCUGUCCAUUGGCCAUCCGUUCGCCGCCACCGGCGUCCGCCUCUGCAUGCACACGGCCAACCGCCUGGUCCGAGAGGACGGCAAACUGGGAGUGGUGGCCGCCUGUGCUGCCGGAGGGCAGGGCGUGGCCAUGCUCAUCGAGCGCUAUCCGGGCGCCACAGCCGACUGAAGUCGCAUUGAAAUCGACCAGGAUGGGAGUGCAGUGUGACUGCGAGAUUGCCUAGCUUUUAUAAACUUUACAACUAUGUCUAUAUGAAUAAUGAAAUCUGAAUUUUA
Messenger RNA from Drosophila elegans, 1594 nucleotides. It is a transcript of the gene Mtpbeta, whose product is annotated as trifunctional enzyme subunit beta, mitochondrial. NCBI's taxonomy places the organism in Eukaryota, Metazoa, Arthropoda, Insecta, Diptera, Drosophilidae. The transcript has 4 exons. Gene Ontology annotation, molecular function: acyltransferase activity, transferring groups other than amino-acyl groups. The record is from RefSeq and is a predicted model, not a curated record. Gene Ontology annotation, biological process: fatty acid beta-oxidation. Bases 78 to 1487 code for a protein of 469 amino acids.